AUCAUUAAUAAGAGGAUGGAUGUCAGCGGUGGUGGCAGCAGGUGGGUCGUAUCUAUGAGAGAAUAUCACCCAGGAACACACGCAGGCGAACAGUGUCUGGAGACAGUACUAGAUGAUGAAGGUAAUGCAAUACAUGGUACUGCUGGUGACAGCGGCUGUAAUGAUAGACCUGAUAGCAGCAGCAGCAACAACAGCAGAAGUAGAAGCAACAAUAACAACAACAGCAGUAGAAGUAGUAGUAGCGGAAGAAGGAGAAGCAGCAGCAGAUGCGGUGGCAAAAGCCGGAGGAGGUUGGAGAAGGCUCCCAGUAUUCGAGGAUCAAGUGUUGAAGAAGUUCCCGAAUAGGGGGAUGGGGAGACUGCUCGUGCAGGUUGAUGAAGAGGACAAGACACCUGGGUUUCCAGUCCCAGUGAUCAGAGAUCUACUGACGACGAGGAAGGACAACCAUCAUCAAGAAGCAAGGAGACUCCUGUCGUUGCAGAGGACGACAGAAGGCCUGUGUGUCCCAGCGGAGGACAUCUGGCCGUGUGAGUGCUCUGACAACUCGGGCAGCGUAGUGAUCACCUGCAUUGGAGUGGCCAGCGCCGCCAUGAUCGAUCGG
Cherax quadricarinatus is the source of this 601-nucleotide messenger RNA. The record is from RefSeq and is a predicted model, not a curated record. NCBI's taxonomy places the organism in Eukaryota, Metazoa, Arthropoda, Malacostraca, Decapoda, Parastacidae.